AUGAUGCUGAAAUCGGUUUUUUCCAAGUACGCUCGUGCUCGUGCUCGUGCUGUUGCCGGUGCUCGUACCGAGAGAAAUUUCUCCAGCAGACGCAGCGAGAGUCAAGGUCGGCGUUUCUCCUCCUCCAUCUCACAUUCUCCUCAAGACAUUUCUUUGGGGAAGCCUACUCUUUUUGCAGUGACCGUCUUCGGUGGUACAUUCGUCUACAUGAUAACAGAUAUUGUCAUGUACAACGUACACAACAGAAGACUUAAAACAAUCAGAGAGGAGUACAAGAAUCUCCGUGACAUUUCUAAGAAAGUAUCUGAGAAGCUUUUCGCAGAGGGAAAUAGACAACGUGUUGGAAACAUUCAAGAAAACUGA
Molecule: messenger RNA, 363 nt
Organism: Microthlaspi erraticum
Lineage: Eukaryota; Viridiplantae; Streptophyta; Magnoliopsida; Brassicales; Brassicaceae
Source: the annotation of a GenBank genome assembly